AUGAAAAUGAAAUAGCUCACAUUUCGUUCAUAGUGCCUUAGUUCAUUCAUGAUUUAUUUAUUUUAAAAUAUAUUACUAGUUUAAUUUAAUUAGAUUCUAAAAUUUAAUACGACGUCGUUUAAGGAGCCUUAAUUUUCUUCCAUCACAAUGUUUUGGGGUUUAGUUUUGAAACCGGAGAAAACUUAUUCGUCCGUCGUCAGAAAAUCAUUCCAUUUGUCAAUGGCAGCCCUAGACUCUACAUCUUACGAGCACGACGAUCCAAGUACCCAAAUUUAUCCUGUAUUGGUCAAAGUUGAUGGAGUCCAAUUCAUUGUAUGCAAUCUAUCACAGUCUGCUCUGCAAGUAAACUUGGAUUUGGUCUUCAAAAGAGGUUCCAAUAUUACUUUUUCCACGAGUGGUCAAGCAACCAUACACUUGACAGGAUAUCGUAUAAAAGACGAUUUCACCUAUGACUACCCUGGUUACGUACGUAAUGAAUUUUCUGAAAGUUCGAAAAGAAAGGAAUCGAUUGAAGCCAGAAGAGCGGCUCUAGAACGAAGACUCAUGGUGACUUAUUCCUCCACUGAUGAUUCUUCUGGUGACAGUUCGACCAAUUCUAGCGAUAAUCCGAAUGAAGACAGAAGAACGGUUCUAGAACGAAGACUCAUGGUGACUUAUUCCUCCACUGAUGAUUCUUCUGGUGACAGUUCGACCAAUUCUAGCCAUAAUUCUUAUUAUAGUGAUGUAGGCAAGUGGAGAACUGCCCUCAAGCAAAGAUUUCUCCAAACUGGCAAACUUCGAAAAAAAUCAUUUUCAAAAAAAUGACAGCAAAGACCCGUUGAUAGAUAAUGAUCAAGCGUCGAUUUCAAACCCGCAAAAAACGCCAGGUAGUGAUGAAAAACAAGAAAAACAGCAAAUCAAAAAAUGAGACUGUACCUCUUCUUAUUGAAGAUGAUCCAAAGAGCCCUCACGCAAAGAAAUAAACUCUCAGCGAGAGUGUUAUUGUUUGAAGAGUUGAGACCAGGAAUAGGUAAAAUUAUGAAAUUAUGAAAUGUAUUAAUAUUAAACGUUGAAGUUAUCAAAGGUUGGGAUGUCGCUUUGAAUAGUAUGAAAUUUGAUUCAUUAUUUUCAUAUUGUAAUUUGUAUUUGAAUAGUAUCAUUUUUUUUUUUUUCAUAAGAAAGUAGUUUGAUUUAUACUUGUGUGGUCGUCGUUAACUAUGUAAGGAUAAUUAUGAUGUACAUGUUUUAAUUGUACUUUGUGUAACGUGUUCAAUAAUGAAGAUUUAUUCGAUUAUCAUCGUAUCUCUUAUAUGAAUUUAUCGUUAUUAUCUUAUCCCCAUCCUCUUAUUAUGAAAAAUUCAACUUAAUAACUUCCAACGUUUUUAGGGCGGAAUUUGUGCUAUUUGAUGGUUUUUCCAAUUGUUUUUUUUUCAAGUUGAAAUAGAUGACACUACACGAGUACGCCCUGAGUGAAAAAAUCAGCAAAAUUUCAACAUGAAAAUUUGUCUUCGAUGUCUACUUUAGCACGAUUAUCCAAUUUUGAAUGAAUUUUCACAAGAUUUUCAUUUUCAACUUGAAUGGGAUUUCUUUGCAACCAAAUUGUAAUAAUUCUUCAAUUUCCGAUGGAUUUACUCUCAAUUUGAAAAUUAUUUUCCCAUUCUCAUAAACUUUUGAAGAAUUUGGAUAGAUUAAACUAAGUAUAUUAUGCAGGUAUCUAGAUUUUCUCACGAUUUCGCAACAAUAUUCUUCGCAAUUAUUUGCUGAUUUUUGAUCGAUUUUUAGAAAAAUAUUUCGUGAGAACUAAAAAGAGAUUAAAGAUCAUUCGAUUCGAUCAUUUUUUUAAAAACUCAAGCAUGAGAAUCUGAAUGAUAUUUUCUCAAGAUGAAAAAUUGAAGGUCUUACAUUCUGAAAUAAUUGUAGAAAAAUUGCAGAAAUUUAUGAAAAAAUUGAAUUGAGAGUUAUUAUUCUUGAAAACUUCAUUUCUGGACAUAUUUGAAACAAAAUCACGUUGCAAUGGCCAAUUUUCACCAAAAAAAAUACUAGAAAAAUACCUACUUCUGGGGGUCCAAAUUAAUUCAAAAAACAUUGCCCUUUUUUGCUCUUGUCAGAGCUCAGAAGUCACUUUCAAAACAAAUUACCUAUGCAGUUUAAAUGAAAGACUCUCAGACUUGUAGCUCUCUAAUCAUACAUUUUUAGAUUUUUGAGCUUUUUUUUUUUUUUUUUUUUUUUGAAAAAGUGUAAGCCCAAAAAAUAGGUACCUACAUUUUUUCAAACUCAUGUCGAAAGUGGCUCUCGCUCUCCAAAUGGAUUGAUAGUAUAAUAUGACAUAGAAAGAAGUAUGUACUUAUGUAAAAAAAAUAUUUUUUUUGCGUAUGUCAAAAAUGGUCCUCAAAAAGAAUUCGGUAGUACGGAUAUGACCUCGAAAAAAAAAUUAAUUAAAUAAAUGUAUGCACAUUUUGAACUUUUGGGAGAUUUUCUGGAAAAAUUUUGAUUUGCAGGUACCCAAAAAAUACUUGUUCUCUUGAUCGAUCGAAAAUGACUCUCGAAAUAUGUAGGUUGGUAGGUAGUGAAAAGAAGACUGGCCAACUCAGGCCAAGAAAAAGGAUUUCUCAAGUUGCAGCUGCUCAAUCGCGUAUUUUUCGAGCCUUUGGGGGAUUUUUUAAAAAAUUCGUCAAAAGUAGCCCUUGAAAUGGAUUUAUUAAUAAGGAUGUAACCUUGAUUUACAGGUGUACUUAGUCCCUCAUCGCGCAUUUUGAAAUUUUUGAUACAAUUUUUUUUUGCAAAAAUUUGGAUCUAAUACAUUUUUUUUGGCUCACGCCGAAAAAGGUUCUCAAAAAGCGUUGACAAUCAAAAUCUGAUCUGAUCAAGGAAGAAAAUUUCUAGAGCUGUACCUAAAUGUCCAAUCGUACAUACAUUUAGAAAUUUGAGGCAUUUAAAAAAAUAUUUAGCUCUCAAUAAUUACCAACAUCUCUAACAAUAAGGUCUUCAAAUGUGUUUCAAUUCCGGGGGGGGGGGGAAGAGAGAUUAAAAACAUUAAAAUUCAAUAAAACUAAAAUGAGAUAUCUAUUAGUUGAAUUGUUGGAUUAGAAUAAUUAAUGAAUCAUAAGAAAAUGGAAACAAAAACGAAAUUAAAUUAGGACUCAAAUUCAAAUUCAAAUAGGUAAUCAAAAUUCAAAAGUCAGACAGAAUUAGGCAGGCAUGUGAUUUGGAAAUUCAAUGGAGAAGUUGCCAUAAACUCUGAUCAUUUUUUUUCUACUCUAAAAAUCAGGGCUUCAAACCCGAACGUUUUCGGGUACGGGUACAGAUUUAUUUCUCAGAGGAUCGGGUACGGGUAUCGGGUACGGGUAUGAAAAUUUUAAACGUUCGGGUACAGGUACGGGUUCGGGUAUUUUAGGUGAAAUACCCGAACUGUACCCGAUCUAUCGGGUAUUUGGGUUCAAAAUAGUCUCUAUCGGGUACAGGUACAGGUUCGGGUAUUCCUCAUUUCAUUUUUCGGGUACGGGUACAGGUUCGGGUACAGAAAUUGUUGGAUUUUCGUUCGGGUAUUCGGGUAUUCGGGUACGGGUACGGGUACGGGUUUGAAGCCCUGCUAAAAAUUUAAAAAGGUUUUCAAGUUCAAAAAUUGUAAAUUUACUAAAUUUUUAGAAAAAUGAAAAUUGUUGAGCUAGGACAACUUUUUAAAUUUUAAAGAGAGGAAAAAAUUAUCAUUGUUGUGCGAGAUUACGAGUAUUUAUUUAAAAAAAUAAUUUGUAGCCCCUUUGAUUUCCAAGUUGGGCAAAAAGAUAUAAUCACAUAAUUUUGUUCAAUUUUCAUUUUCAAAUCACUACCGACCGCCAUGGUCAAAAUUGGAUUUUGGCUCUUAGAUUUUGAAAACGUAUUAUUUUUGCCCCUUCAAUUUUCAAGAUAGACAACUUGUUUAUCUUACUUUUUUUUACUUGCAUACGUUCAUUACGUUGUGAUAAUAUAUCCAAAUCUGAAGUUUGUAUCUCGGACUCCCUGCAUAAAAAAAUAACGAGGUAAAUUAAAAUUUAACAUCUUUAAAUUUACCACAUCCUUAAAAUACACAUAACGAAACGUUAUAACUAGAAAAAUGGCUAGUCGCUCCACAUCUUGAAACUAGAUACACAAAACGCUAAAACUAGAAACGUAAACACGUGAUCGUAGACAUGUGAACAAAGUUUCCAGGUGGUUGAAGUGGUAAGUGGUCCAGUCGAAAACUUCUAAAACGAACUUUAAAAACUAAGUAAAACUGUAAUAAAACUCAAAGCUUUACUCAAUAGUCAAAACUAAGUGUAACGAACGUAAUCAAGUAUUAAUCAAUAAUAUACUCAAGCUAAAAUAUGCACCAUAGAAAUAUUAUACAUAGAAAAAGAAAAGGAAUGAACAAUAUGCCGCAGCGAAAAUCGAAACAAGAUGUCGAAAAAUUUGGGAAACUGACCGUUGAACAAAUCGAGGAAUUUAUAAAGCAGCCUGAAAACUUGACUGUAGAACGCAUGGAGAAACUUUUCAACCUGACAUUAACCCCAAUUUCGCCGACGCUCACAGGAAUCCAGAACAAUGCGCAGGCUCAUAGUACAAAAUUUUCUCAAUUCAGCACUCCUAUUGAAAUGAAUGAAAUGAUACGCAACCAAUUGGAACAACUAAAACAACUUCAAGAAAUGGGUAGACGUCUGUUACAACAAACAGAGAACAAUUUAACCGUAUUAAAAACAACAGUUCACAAUUUAAGAGCAGCCUCAAAGAAUAUGUUAAAGUUAUACAGAUCUCUUGGAUUCCGAUUCCAACAGACAGUUCCUUUCUUAAAGGAGGCAGCUGAAUCAACUAUUAAAUUUACCCAAGAAGUUGAGGCAGACCUUGAAAGCAUUAGCAUCAGAGUGAAAAUACCUAAUUUAGAUUUUAAUUUUGAAGGUUUUUGAUGUGCUUCGGCUUUAAUAAAUCAUUUUAGUGUCAGUA
Molecule: messenger RNA, 4932 nt
Organism: Planococcus citri (citrus mealybug)
Lineage: Eukaryota; Metazoa; Arthropoda; Insecta; Hemiptera; Pseudococcidae
Product: 46 kDa FK506-binding nuclear protein-like
Exons: 8
Coding region: 148-804 (218 amino acids)
Source: RefSeq, a predicted model, not a curated record